This is a messenger RNA of Adelges cooleyi (spruce gall adelgid), 2190 nucleotides long. RefSeq lists its product as uncharacterized. Gene Ontology annotation, molecular function: RNA binding. Gene Ontology annotation, cellular component: nucleus. The coding region runs from base 73 to 1218 and encodes 381 amino acids. The transcript is spliced from 9 exons. The record is from RefSeq and is a predicted model, not a curated record. NCBI's taxonomy places the organism in Eukaryota, Metazoa, Arthropoda, Insecta, Hemiptera, Adelgidae.
CCUCGUGUCUAGCAUGUGUUCAGUACGGUCUCCGUUUGCCUUAUAAGAAGCACCCGCAUUCAACCAGCAAUCAUGAAGAUGAGCAAAGUGGGAAACCAAACUAACUCUCAAGAUCCUCAGGCCGUGAACUCGCGGGUUUUCGUGGGAAACCUUAACACGUUUCAAUGCAGCAAAACGGACGUAGAAAGGAUGUUUCAAAGAUACGGUCGCCUAGUGGGUAUAUCGAUGCACAAAGGAUUCGCAUUUGUUCAGUUCACUAAUCCCUUUGAUGCUCGGAGUGCAUGUGUUGGCGAAGACGCUCGUACAGUUUUGGGACAGACUCUUGACGUUAACCUAGUGGCCGAACCGAAAGCACAUCAAACCGGUAGGAAAAGGCAAAACUUGUCAAAAACCGGAAACGACUGGGAAUACUAUUACAACAGUUAUUACGCAUCAUCCACGGCCAACAACAACGGCAACGGCGGUAACGGAUCGAAAUCUUCAAAACGCCAGAAGAUCAAUCAUCAGUUUACUGCUGCCAACGCCGUAGCCAAGGGCCGAAACGUGAACAGCGGUUGCGGGAUUCAACAGCAGAAUACCGCGCACUCGCCCGCCAUUGUCCCUGACCAACUGAAACUCUACAGUAACCCAGACAUUUUAAUUUGUGGAAAUUGCCGUGAAAUGUUCACUGAACUCCAGGGAAUGUUGGAUCACAAGAAAGAAUACUGUAAGCUUCGGUUCGCGUGCAAAUGCAUUAACUCUACCAGGUCUAACGUCAACAACAACAACAACAACAACAACAAUAACAAGUGGCCGGCAAAUUUGAACGAGGGCUUCGUGUCUCUGGUGUGUGUCCAAUGCAAAGAAUCCUUUGACAACGCAUGGGAUCUAAUGGUACACGCUCAGGCCACACAUAUGAUGAACGUCUACCAGUUGGCCACUAGAGACCGAGUGACGUUGUCACCGGUUGGUACAGAGUCGGAAAACGGAUCGAUGUGUUCGGUUGGCGCUCAAGUGAAUAUCGACGAAGAUGGCAAUGGAUCGGCAGACGAAUCGCUCAGCGGCCGGCAGGAAUACGAAUCAGCCGACAACAACACGACUCAGGAAUAUUCUUCGCCUUCGAUACAUUUUUGUGAACCCGACAAAGUGUUACCUGAAACCCAAAGCCCAUCAGCAGUCAAUUCCUGUCAAACUUGUCUCGUCCAACAACCGCUACAAGCGCUCAUGGGUGUGCGCUAGUAAAACGUUCAAAUAUAUUAUCAACCGUGCAUGUGGAAUUUAUACUAAAAUUUAGCCACAAGAUACACUGUAAACCCACAGUUAAAACGCUAGUCCUCUUUGUUUCCAGAUUAUUUUUACAAUACAACACCACUGAACCAUUCACUGCUAUACCUAUGUUUAUGGUUCAACGAAUACUCUAUACAGAUAAAUAUAAACAAUAUUUGUGUUGAUUUUGAUUUUCAAAUUUUUCGACUCGAUUCUUUUAACAAAUCUUCCGAGAACUUCUAACUUAUAUUGAAAAAUAAUUUAAAUUUAAAAAAAAUAUAUAUUAUUAAACUAUAUUCGAUACAUACAUUUAUUUGCAUACAAUAUGCCUACUAAUAUAAUAUAUAGUUUUAAUUAUAACUUUUGCAAUGCACCAUAAUUUUAUGUUAUAUAUAAAAUAUAUUAUUCACAUUUAACAAAUUGCACCCAGGCGAGACGCACUAUAGGUUUAAUAAAAAAUGUUAAUAAAUAUUAUGGUUUUUUGGUAGGUAUUCACAGUUCACUCGAUUAUCAUUAACAAUUUUGUAAUAAGUUAGUUAUUUUUUUAACUGUUAAGCAAUACAUAUCAUUACGAUUAAAUACAAACAAAUAAUUACGAGGCUAUUAUAUUGUGUACGAAGUGUCCAUAAUCAAUCAUCACUUUUCUCCAAUGUAUUCAAAUUAUUAAUCUUAAACAUUAAACAUUAUAAUCAAAAUAUUUUUAUUAAAUCAACAUUGCAUUCAAUAGACUAACCCGUGUUGUAAUAAUUUGAUCGUUUAAACAAUAUAUACUCUUAACCCAUAGAGAUCUCGUGGACCAUAAAAUGUAUUAAUAUGCCUGCGUACACAUUAUUUACUUAUAUAUUUAAGUGAAUUUACAAAUAUGCCAUCUAGAGAAAAUAUUAAAGCUUGUAAAUGUUACUAAAACUAGUUUAUGUUUGAAUAAAAAGCUAUUUAAUUACAUAA